Molecule: messenger RNA, 765 nt
Organism: Antechinus flavipes (yellow-footed antechinus)
Lineage: Eukaryota; Metazoa; Chordata; Mammalia; Dasyuromorphia; Dasyuridae
Exons: 2
Coding region: 1-765 (254 amino acids)
Source: RefSeq, a predicted model, not a curated record
AUGCAAAGCACACACAAACGCACGCGGACGCCACAAGCGCACACAACCACCCGCAAACACUCGGGAUCGGGACCCACAAACCACAAGAGCCAGACUCACAAACGCACAGGACCCGGACUCACAAAUCCAUGGGACCCGGACUCACAAACGCACACAGGACCUGGACUCCAGGACCCGGACUCACAAACGCACGGGAGCCGGACUCACACACGCAGCAACACAGGGAUCCACCAAGCACUCGCACUCUUAGAGACGCAGAAAUCUCCCAAACACAGACACACCCGUCCCCGGACAACCGGACCUCCCCCCCCCCCACUUCCAGCCACACAUUCCCCCACUCCAGAACCUCCCACGCCCUUUUCCACCCCCACUCCCUCCCGCCUUCACUCUCGGUCGCGGGCCGGGCUCCCCCCUCCCCCCCGGCGCUGGCCGAACUCCGCCGAACCCCCGCCCCGCACCCACGUCCCCGGGACACCCACCGCUCAGGACCGCCGCCGCACUGACCCGCCGAGCUCGAGCACCGCCACCUCUCCGCCGAGCUCCCGGUGCCCGUCGCCGCGCCUGCCCCGCUCGCGGCAGCAAAGUCCGGCGGCCGGCCGGGGCGGCCGGAGUCCCCGGAGCCCCAGCAGAGGCGUCCGGCGCCGGGAGCCCGCGGCCAGCCUUGCUGCCGCCUGCGUCACAGCCCGGCCCAGUCCUGGCCCCGCCGCCGGGCCCCCGGCCCGCCCCCGGCCCGCCCCCGGCCCUGCAGCCCCGCCCCUUCGGUGA